Branchiostoma belcheri (Belcher's lancelet) is the source of this 5293-nucleotide messenger RNA. RefSeq lists its product as uncharacterized. The transcript is spliced from 23 exons. The record is from RefSeq and is a predicted model, not a curated record. The coding region runs from base 359 to 5293 and encodes 1644 amino acids. Lineage: Eukaryota; Metazoa; Chordata; Leptocardii; Amphioxiformes; Branchiostomatidae.
CGCACAUCUGUUGGGUACAAUCUUAGGAGCCAGACCACCGACUUGGUGUAGCAACUUUUGAGCAUAUCUGUGGCUAAUUUUUCAAGAAGUGAUUUGGAUUUGCUGGAAAACAGCGUACUGAUUUUCGUUGGCCCAACAUAUAGACAGUUGUGACUGAGGACGAACAACCUGGGGUCAUAGACUGUAGAUUGGGGCAGAGAGCGGGUACAGUGCGGCCAGGAUCUAUAAUGAAAGCCACCCCUUACUGAACAUGCCAACCUAGACCGCCAUGUUGCACCGCCACAAGGACACUUGAAGGACACGCGAGGAUUGGCUUGGUUGCUGGGAUGGCCGUCCGAGGGAGACGACACACUAACAGAUGAAUAUUAUGGGUACGUCGGAGAUUUACGUCAUCACCUGCAUGGUGAUGACGUUGCUGCUUCACGAGGCGCAUGCGCAGCAGGAGAACCUCAGCUCAGCGGUGACCAGACUAGACGCCCAGUUGAGGUCCAUGGAGCGCCGCCUGCGGACACAGGAUGUCGUGCGAGACAACCAGAACAAGAAGCUUCUGGAACAGAACAGGCGUCAGACGGAAAAGUUACGCCUUCUGAACGGGCAACUGGACAAGCUCCAGGCUAAGGUCGUUGACGUCACCUCCGCUCUGGAAACGAGCAGACUAGACGCUUCCGAUGCGCGCCAGAAAGCGCUGGAGCUGCAGACUAAAGCAGGGAGACAGGAGAGUACAAUCAUGGACCUGAACAUGAGGGUACAGGCGCUAGAGGGCGCUAAAAUAGCGUACGAGAGCACGCUGUCGAGCCUGCAACGCAAGGUGGACUCGCUAGAGGCCGUAGCCGUGAACAGGCCAACCUCUGGGGUAGAUCUCGGAAGGGACGAGGACGAGGAAUCAAUCGUCGAUGAGGAUUCGCUCUUCGACUAUGAUUCCAUCUUUGUCGCUCAAGAGCCAGACUCGAAAAAGAAAAAGCUGAGCAAUAAGGCCAUACAAAAGUUACUACGCAAUCACACGAUAGAAAUAACAAGGUUAAUGCGGCGACAUACGGCAGCUUCAAAGACUGUCAGUGGUCUUGAAGAUGAUGUCAAAAAGAAUGUCCUGGCCAUAUCAGACCUGAAGCUCAAGGACAAGGCGCUAGAGGGCACUCUUUCACGGACGACGUCUCAGAUCCUGGAGUUCUCUUCACAAAGAACUGUCUUUGGGGCGACCGUGUCGUCCAUAAGGAGCGAGGUGUCUAGUGUCAGGAAGAGAAUGGACGAGACAGCGAACAAAGUGUCGAACGCUACAGCGUGGAUCGCCACCAUGGACACCAAAACAAAACGCCUGGGCAACAGUCUGUCAAGCCUGAUGAGCGACUAUAGGAGGUACUUCGGAUCCCAAAGCUCGGGAGAGAAGACAAUAGGAGAGAUCGUCAGGGACUUGAAGGGUGAGGAUGAAAAACUGAUGGAAGGAAUCAAGUCAAAUGACGUUGGACUAUUGGAUCUGGAGAACCGUAUGGAGAACAUUGAAUCACGUAUUGGCAGAACGCCCUGGCCCAUUGAUACACCCUCCCAGAACGCAGUAUCAUCAGAAAAGUUCACAGAGCUGCGGCGAGAUUUGACGAGACUUGAGGCAGACCUGCAGAGGGCAGUGGGCGAGGUGCGGGGGGCUAUGACCAUGCUCAGUGCGCAUGUGCAGGAAACAUCGUACCUUCCACGCAAGAUCUCCAAUAUGGACCGUCUGCUGCAAGGACACGGGAUCUUCAUCAACUCUUUCCAGGCUCAGAUAGACGACCUGAAAUACGUCAUCAAGGAGCAGAAUCAGACGAUAUUUGAGGUGCAACUCGCGGUCAACGGACUUCAGGAGACCUUUGUGAGCUUGUUCCCAGAGUCUUCCGGUAAGAGUUCCCGCCAGCAGAAGCAGAUGGACAGAAUGGGAGACAAGCUGAAGGAGAUGGGGGUGAACAUGGAGCGGCUGACCGGUAGAGUGUCCGCCGUGCAGCAGAUUGCUGCCAGUGUUGAGCCAAUGAAGAACCAGAUAAAGAACAUCUCUUCCUUCAUGACGAACUUCACUGGAACAGCUCAGAAGUUGGAACUGGUCAGUGUCAGGGUCACGACAUUGGAGGAUCAAGGUCCGGAGUUCCAAGCAUUGAAGGACAAAGUUUUUGUCAUAGACAGAAUCGCCGGAGCAGUACCUUUGAUCCAGAGAAACGUCAGUACCCUCCAAGACGAGGUCGGUAUAGUUGAGACCUUCUCCCAGAAGAUGAAGAAUCUUGAGAGAUCCAUGGUCGUUAUCGGUGGUAAGGUCGCGGACUUCAGCAAUGUCAAGGUCGCGACGAUGAAGCUAGAAGAAAGAGCAGACAACUUUGACAUAGGUCUUCAAGAAAUAAACAAAGUCACGCGUUCCAUGGAGGAACUACAAGAGAGAAUGUUCAGGGUCAAAAGCAAGGUGUCAGAAAUCGAUUCGCUGAUGACCAUGGUUCUCAUAGGAGCGAACACAACAUCCAACACCAUUCCCGGACCAGAUGAAAGCACCGACGAGAAAGAUGCCGCCAUCUUGGAACUUGAAGGUCAAAUUCAGGUUCUUCAAUCAGCCUUGCAAAAACUAGCCUCACAGCUUGGGAACUAUACAACAGAAAGCAACAAGAAGAUGAACGAGCUAGAAAGGUCGAUCAUAUUUGGAGUAAACACUCCUAUUGCCGGUGCUGGUGGGGAACAUGAAUCGACUUCUUCUCCGGGAGCCAUCAUGGCAUUCAGCGGCCAGUUACGAGAGGCAUUGGAGAAGGUUGAAAUGUUAGUAAAGGCCAUGCAGAACCAGGCUACAUCCAUCUCGGACAACACUCUGAAGAUCCGCGAGCUGGGAGACCUUGUCCAGCAGUUCGGUACAGUUUCGCCAGGCGGCAAUGUCAUCACGGAGCUGCAAACCAAACUGAGCAUCUUAGAACAGAUGCUCCAGCCUGGGAACAUCCCCACUUUGGAUUCUGGUAGAAGCUUCGACUUUGAAGAGCUACAGGGGAUGAGGCAGCAGCUUGCAGGGGCUCUGGCGACAUCAAGUGAGUUAACCAACAGGAUUCAACAACUGGAGUCCCUUUACCAGUCAUCCAUAUCAUCAAAACCAACAGCAUCGGCGGAGCUUUCUGCCGAAGUUGAGGAAAGGUUUGUCAAAGUUGAGAACGACAGCCUCGCAGCUCGAAAACUCAUCCAGACCAUCAGGGAUUCUGUGGAAGCCUCUGUGCUGGAAAUGCAGGGGCAAGUUGCAAAGCUGGAAGCCUUUUCGGAUACCUACAGCUCCCUCGCCAACUCUCUGAAAACAGUCAAUGAGGGUGAGGCACAGGCUGACUCUCAGACCUUCAAGGUCAUCGCAACUGACCUUGCCGUGCUAAAGUCGAACGUGGCGACCCUACAGAACACCAUCCGGGUUUACGACCCACGGAUCCUGGUGGUAGGGCAGCUGGAAAUGGCCGUGGCGGAAAUAGACGAUCGUCUGAAGCAGCAUAUCUCCAGGCAGCAGAGUAUGUCAUCAUCCAACUUACAGGAACUAGCCCAGAUGCAAGUGCGUUCAGAAGAAAUACAGAAGACAGUGGACGGCCUUCGCGCUGCAGUAGCCAGUUUUGAGAGAAGACUACUGGAGGUGGCGUCCCAGCCAGCGACAGCGGCAAUCAGUUCACCAGGCGAUGCCUUCAUGGAGUACCACAAUGAAAUAUCAGAGUUGAUAAAUAACGCUAACCAGGUAAACCUGACGCUGUCCCGGCAUCAGGCCGUACUGAAGACCUUACAGACUCAGUACGCGUCCAACAAGGUGAUGAUCAACAACAUGAUGGGGAGUAUCCAACAGCCCAGUCAGCCCAGCCAACCUCAACAGCCCACCGUGGAGCUGGAGUCCAUCGCCAGUAGACAUGUGCAGAGUGGGGCCAUUCAGAGACUGGAAAGAAGGACGGGACGACUUGAGGGAAGAGUUAACGGCUUUAGCAUGGACAUUGCCAAAGUCAGGAAUACCAUUGACUUGGUGAAUUUGACGGUAUCCAAAAUGGAGAAUCAAGUCCGUGUCUUCUCACUCAUGAAUCAGUCACGUGACUACGAUACCACGGAGCUCAUGAACAUAACAUUGGAUAGCGUGGACGAGAACAAUGGCACCAUAUUACCCACAAUUCAGAAAAUCACCAGGAUCGGCGACCAGACCCGGCAACUGUCACAGCUGAGAAGUGACGUCACUGUGUUGAACAACGGCCUGGUCCGUCUGAACCGUGACCUGCUGAUGAUGCGCAGUGACCUGGCCAACAAGACCGGGGCUGUCGACCAGCUCACCAGGCUCAACAUCACCGGAGCCAUGCAACAGAUCGGGACAAAGCUGCUCAGUCUGGAGGCUGCAGUGAACGGUCAUUCAGGUGUCCUGGAAGCGUUGAUUGACGAAGCCAAGUCGAAAUUCGAGGAACAUGGCGGAGAUAUCGAGAAGCUGAAGACCAUGGACACCAACUUCGACUACAGGCUUAACAUACAGGUCCAGAAAAUCAUGUCCCUUGAGAAUGAUCGAGGCGCCAUCGAAAACGCCCUCAAGAAACACCAGGAGAUCAUCCAGCGAUUGGACGGCACCAUGACCAAUCAGAACACCGUUCUCUCCAGCCUAGAAGAAAAGAUGUCGUCGGGAGAGACUGCGAAGCUGACGGAAAAUUCCGUUGAGAACGAGUUGGGAGGACUCAGCUCAACUCUCAUUGGUCGGCUGGAGAAGGCAAUGACCAAUCACAGCCUUGCGAUUGUGGACAUUCAGAAAAGUCUAUCCCUCCAUGAUCAGAACGUGGUACGACUAGAUACAAUGAUCGGAGAGCUUGAAACCGAGGUGGGAGAAAGGUUCGCCGAAAUGUCGUCGCGUUUCGACGCGGUGUCCGCAGACGUGGAUGCACGUAUCGCUGCGGUGGCGACCACCAUGGGCGGCGGGGAGGGUGAAGAUGGCGGCAGCUUCCUGGAGAGGCCUGACGAGGAACUGUCCGACCUGAAGUACGCCAUCGACAAGCUGGACGGCAGGACGUUUGCUCUGGAGCUCACCAUGCGGAACCACAGCGGGGCUAUCAGUUUCCUCCGUGAGGACGUGGACCUUCUGGCCUACGGCAGCAGUGGGGAUGGGGCUUCUCCUGCCUCGGGCGUGGAUGUUCAGCUGAUCCAGCGUCUCCAGGAGACCACGAGAAGACAGUCCGCCAUGUUGGAAGGACACUCCGCCGCCAUCUCGGAGAUCUCAGUGAAGAUGGACGACAUCGCCAGGCUUCAGCAGCAUACCCUACACCCAGAUACUGCCAGUACCCAUGGUUCAUUGCGCUUUCUACUGAUCAACUAG